AAGACUGUUUUACUGGUUCUGAUGCUGUUGAUGUAGUAUUAAGUCAUCUUAUGCAAAGUAUGUGCCUAAGUAGCAAUGACAUCUCUCGUCUUAAAGGAGUACGUCUUUGCCAGUUUCUAAUGAACAAUAAAGUAUUUGAACCAGUAGGAAUGAAGCUAUUCAAAAAUGAAAAGAAAUUGGAAUUUGAAGAUUCAAGUAAUUGUCUCUACAGGUUUCUAGGCAAUAAAUCAUCUCAUAGUUUUUGCAAAAAAAAAAAGGAUGCUGAGAACAGGCUUAAUAAGGAACUAAAAGCAAAGGAAACUUUAAGACCAAAAGAUGAAAUGAUUUCAAAUCCUAUUGUACAAGAGGUUGCUGAGGAAAGAACUGAAGAAUUUAUUCAUGGGAGUGGGAAUUUGGCUCUUCCUCCAAAUACCAUAGUUGACAAACCUGUUCUUUCACUUUCCAAAGAAGCUGUGGAAGAUGUUUGGAAGCAACAAACAUUGUUACGUAUUUUUCAACUGAUUGACCUUCCAUUCUUGGAAAAUAUUUUGGAGCCUCCAGUUAAAACACAAAAUUUUCAUUUAAGUAAAGAGGAAGAUCUCAUUAUAUCAAACACUUGUCUAGACAGAGAUGUUAUUCCAAACUUAUGUAUUCUUGAGAUUGACAACUGGCUUAAUGCAGCAAUUGAAUGCUUGGAAUAUUUCCCUGACCAGUUAAUAGUUACAGUUAGUCAGCAGUUAGUGCAAAACAGAAAUGAAGAGUCAAGAUUGAAUAUACAGAAGAAGAUAUUCUUUGAUGUCAUAGUAAAAUAUUACAAUCAAGAGAGAGAUUGCCUAUUAACUGAUGAGUAUUUUGAUAUUCAGUCAGGAAUUAUUGAACUUCUAGAAAAUGAGAAAAGAGCAAAAGCACUUGAGGCAACACAACUAUAUCUGAGAUUGUUGCUGCCCAAUAUUAGAGAAGAAUUACGACGGCUACUUACUUUUAUGGCUAUUGCAUCAGAACCUAGUGCCUACAAGUUACAAAAGCAGUGUGAUAACAAAACUGUGGUCCUGAAAACUCUUGCCAAAGCAGUUUUGCAAACCAAAUCAUUAUUAAAAGUACAGGCGGAACAACUAGUCUGGUUUCUACUGGAGUUUCACACUGAGCUCUUCAAGACGCCAGUUAUUUUAUUGGAUCUGGUUAGUAAGAAACUUAAGAUGAUUCUACAUGGAGAAGAUCCAGAUGCCAUAUCAGGGUUCACAUUUUGCCAACGUUUGACAUAUAAGGAAUUCGAAAAACAAAAGGAAGAGAAAAUUCAUUAUCUUCACCAGUUGGUUCUUGAAAUUAAUAGUAAUCCCACCAUCUCUCUGAAACAAAAAAAGAAAUUAAUUAAGGAAUUUCAAAAACACCAUCCACAAUCUUUGCAUUAACAUUUCUGCUACAAGAAACUACAAUUUGUAAAGAUGAGCAGCUCUCUGGUAGCUUCCUCAAACUAGUACUUACACUUCAGGGACAGACUAGCCUCUGAGUAUUGGGUUAAAGUCUCAGCACUAUCAAGCUAUUAUCGCCAGCCACUGCUGCAAAAGUUUGAUCCCUGGCCAAGGAGCUAAACCACAAGGUGCAGCUGACCUCUCCUGUCUUUGCCCGCUGCUCCCCUCAGCAGUGUAUUUCAGUAGAUCUGCCUGUGUUGCUUCCCGCUCUGUCUCUGGUGAAUCCACUCACCGCCUGUACCUCUGGCCUGCAACUCUG
Talpa occidentalis (Iberian mole) is the source of this 1707-nucleotide messenger RNA. It is a transcript of the gene DEPDC4, whose product is annotated as DEP domain containing 4. The transcript is spliced from 9 exons. Bases 51 to 1388 code for a protein of 445 amino acids. Lineage: Eukaryota; Metazoa; Chordata; Mammalia; Eulipotyphla; Talpidae. The record is from RefSeq and is a predicted model, not a curated record.